This is a messenger RNA of Oncorhynchus nerka (sockeye salmon), 1052 nucleotides long. Its product is annotated as rho-related GTP-binding protein RhoE-like. Gene Ontology annotation, molecular function: GTPase activity; GTP binding; protein kinase binding. The record is from RefSeq and is a predicted model, not a curated record. Bases 166 to 897 code for a protein of 243 amino acids. Gene Ontology annotation, cellular component: cytosol. Gene Ontology annotation, biological process: small GTPase-mediated signal transduction. The transcript is spliced from 5 exons. Lineage: Eukaryota; Metazoa; Chordata; Actinopteri; Salmoniformes; Salmonidae.
GCAUCGCUGGGCAUUAGCCACAGUAGUUUUUCGGUGCAACGAGGACGCGUGUGAAUUAAAUGCUGAACAAUAUCACAGCACAGGAGCAAUUGUUAUGGGGGAUCUGAUUUCUAUGCGGAGUUUUUCUCUUUGAAGUCGGCAAUCUACAUACAUUUUAAAAAGUCAAUGAAGGAUACAGGAUCCAGUCAAAAGCUUUCACCGAAAUCCGGGAUGGAUCCUAACCAGAGCGUGAAGCGUAAAAUCGUGGUCGUUGGGGACAGUCAGUGUGGAAAAACUGCUCUUCUUCACGUCUUUGCGAAAGAUUGCUUUCCAGAGAAUUAUGUCCCAACGGUGUUCGAGAACUACACAGCCAGUUUCGAAAUCGACACGCAAAGAAUAGAACUCAGUCUCUGGGACACUUCAGGUUCACCAUACUAUGACAACGUGCGACCUCUCUCCUACCCGGACUCUGAUGCAGUCCUCAUCUGCUUUGACAUCAGCAGACCAGAGACCCUGGACAGUGUACUGAAGAAGUGGAGAGGAGAGAUCCAGGAGUUCUGUCCCAACACCAAGAUCCUGCUGGUGGGAUGCAAGUCAGAUCUCCGCACAGACCUCACCACACUGGUGGAACUAUCCAAUCAGAGACAGACACCCGUGUCAUAUGAUCAGGGCUCUAACAUGGCCAAGCAGAUCAGUGCUCCGUACAUCGAGUGUUCGUCUCUGCAGUCUGAGAACAGCGUCAGGGACCUCUUCCACGUGGCCACGCUGGCCUGCGUCAACAAGGGCAACAAGAUCGUCAAACGCAACAAGUCCUCCAGGAGCACCAAGAGGAUCUCACAAAUGCCCACUAGGCCCGAACUAACCGCUGUCACAUCAGACCUUCGCAAAGACAAGGCCAAGAGCUGUACAGUCAUGUGAUUGCCCUAGACUAGGGCGACUGACUGUUAUGGACUGGGAGGAGCAGGUGGGUGGUGAGGACUGUGCAUAGAGCCCCUCCCCUCCUUCUAGACAUGCAUGCAAAGCAGUGAGAAGGCGGGUUAUCGCCGCACAUUAAAUCAGCCCCCCCCCCCCCC